AUGAACAAAGAAAAAUCAAUAACAAAUACAUCUACAGUUCCAAAAGGUCGUCGACGUAUCAAUACCCAACAAACACAAAAUGUUCUCCUAAUCUGGUUAGACAGUAACAUUGACGAAACAAAUGAUGGUUGUCAAAAUACAAUCACAAAACUGCGAUGUAUUGUGAAUGAUAUCAACACAUUUACAGAUAGUGAUCAAUGUCUCGAAUUCAUUCAAACUGUCGUCGAUAACAAGGUAUGCAUGAUUGUGUCCGAAUCACUUGGGCAACAAAUUGUGCCCCGUGUGCACAAUAUGUUUCAAGUUGACUCGAUUUUUAUUUGUUGUGGCAACCAAAAACAUGAUGAACAAUGGGUCAAAGAGUGGCCUAAAAUAAAGGGUGUCUUCACAGAUAUUACACCCAUUUGUGAAGCACUCAAGGAAGCUGCUCAUCAAUGUGAGCAAAACGCCAUUCCCAUGAGUUUCGUGGGAGCAAAUAAAAAGUUGGAUCAAUUAGAUCCUUCUUUUAUGUACACUCAGAUCAUUAAAGAAAUCUUCUUGACCAUCAAAUUCGAACAAAAACAUAUCCAAGAAUAUUUUGACUACUGUCGCAAUGCUUUUGUAGGUAAUAAAAAAGAACUUAAAAAUAUCCAACAGUUGGAAGAUGAAUACCACAACAAAACACCAAUUUAUUGGUACACCUGCCAAACGUUCUUGUAUCCCAUGCUCAAUCGUGCAUUACGGUUGAUGGAUGGUGAUAUCAUUACACAUAUGGGUUUCUUCAUUAGUGAUUUGCAUCGACACAUUGAACAACUACACCAAGAGCAAUAUGUUGGUUCCACUGCUGCUGACACCUUCACCGUUUACCGAGGUCAAGGUUUAUCUGCAAAAGAUUUUGAGCAAAUGAUCAAAAUUAAAGGUGGUCUGAUUUCAUUCAAUAAUUUCUUGUCGACUAGUAAAGAACGUGAUCUUUGCUAUUCUUUUGCUGAAAGUAAUCAGGCCAAUCCAGAUUUAGUUGGAAUACUUUUCAUUAUGAAAGUAGACCCCUCUCAAUCGACAUCACCAUUUGCCUUAAUUGCUGGUAUCAGUUCCUUCAAGGAGGGAGAAGAAGUCUUAUUUUCGAUGCACAGCGUGUUUCGUGUACAGGAUAUUAAACAGAUGGGUGGAAACAAUCGUCUAUGUGAAGUUAACUUGACACUUACUGCUGACAACGAUCCAGAAUUGAACAGACUUACUGAUUACAUUCGAAAAGAGAGUUAUUCAGACACUGAAGGAUGGAACAGAUUGGGUAUGGUAUUACGUAAAAUGGGUCAAUUUGACAAGGCUGAAGACAUUUAUCAAGUUUUACUUGAUCAAACAAACGAUGAUAAAAACAGGGUACCUAUUUAUCAUCAACUUGGUUUAAUCAAAGAUGAUCAAGGAAAAUAUCAAGAAGCACUUGUAUUGUAUGAAAAAUCACUGACUAUCAAUCAAAAAACUCUUCCUCCCAAUCAUCCUGAUCUGAUUGCUUCCUACAACAAUAUUGGUUCAGUGCAUUACAACAUGAAUAAUUAUUCAAAAGCACUUUCGUCUUAUGAAAAAGUUCUUGAAAUUCAGCAAAGAUCACUUCCUCCCAAUCAUUCUGAUUUGGCUUCUUCCUACAAUAAUAUUGGUGUAGUGCAUAGAAACAUGGGUAAUUAUUCAAAAGCACUUUCAUCUAAUGAAAAAGCCCUUGAAAUUUGGCAACAAUCACUUUCUCCCAAUCAUCCUGAUUUAGCUUCUUCCUAUAACAACAUUGGUUUAGUGUAUAAAAACAUGGCUAAUUAUCAGAAAGCACUUUCGUCUUAUGAAAAAGCCCUUGAGAUUCAACGACAAUCACUUCUUGCCAAUCAUCCCGAUUUGGCUUCUUCCUACAACAAUCUUGGUUCAGUGCAUAGAAACGUGGGUAAUUAUUCGGAAGCACUUUCUUAUUAUGAAAAAGCCUUUGAAAUUCAACAACAAUCACUUCCUUCUGAUCAUUCCGAUUUAGCUAAGUCCUACGGUAAUAUUGGUAAUGUGCACUGCAACAUGGGUAAUUAUCCAAAAGCCCUUUCAUGUCAUGAAAAAGCCUUUAAAAUUCAACAACAAUCACUUCUUGCCAAUCAUCCUGAUUUGGCUAAGUCUUACGUAGCCAUUGGUAAUGUAUAUUACAACAUGGGUGAUUAUCCAAAAGCACUUUUAUCUUAUGAAAAAGCCCUUGAAAUUCAACAACAAUCACUUCCUCGCAAUCAUCCUGAUUUGGCUUCUUCCUACAACAAUAUUGGGGUAGUGCAUAGAAACAUGGAUGAUUAUCCCAAAGCACUUUUAUCUUAUGAAAAAGCUCUUGAAAUUCGACAACAGUCACUUCCUGAUAACCACCCAGAUUUGGCGUCUUCCAAUAACAAGAUCGGUGCAAUGCAUGACAACAUGGGUAAUUAUCCGAAGGCACUUUCAUCUUAUGAAAAAGUCCUUGAAAUCCGACAGCAAUCACUUCCUUCCAAUCAUCCUGCUUUGCCUUCUUCCUACGGUAAUAUUGGCAAUGUCUAUGCCAAGAUGGGUAAUUUUCCGAAAGCACUUUCUUAUUAUGAAAAAGCUUUUGAAAUUCAACAGCAAUCACUUCCUGCGAAUCAUCCAGAUUUGGCUAAAUCCUAUAACAACAUUGGUGUAGUGCAUUACAGUAUGGAUAAUUAUUUUAAAGCACUUUUAUCUCAUGAAAAAGCUCUUGAAAUCAGAAAACAAUCACUUCAUCCAAAUCAUCCUAAUUUAGCUUCUUCCUACAACAACAUUGGUUUGGUAUAUGAAAACAUGAGUAAUUUUGCAGAAGCUCGUACAUUUUAUGAACAUGCUGUACAAAUUGCACAACAAUCAUUAUCUUCAAAUCAUCGUGAUAUUCAGUUAUAUAGAAAUAAUCUCAAAGACGUACAAAACAAAUAA
Adineta steineri is the source of this 2907-nucleotide messenger RNA. The record is from the annotation of a GenBank genome assembly. Lineage: Eukaryota; Metazoa; Rotifera; Eurotatoria; Adinetida; Adinetidae.